This is a messenger RNA of Plasmodium vivax (malaria parasite P. vivax), 1918 nucleotides long. Its product is annotated as variable surface protein Vir18, putative. The record is from RefSeq and is a predicted model, not a curated record. The transcript has 2 exons. Bases 1 to 1470 code for a protein of 489 amino acids. NCBI's taxonomy places the organism in Eukaryota, Apicomplexa, Aconoidasida, Haemosporida, Plasmodiidae.
AUGAUGCGAGGACAGCGUCGAUUCACAAAUAAUGCCCUUGAAUCUAUAAUAGCUUUCAAAAAACUUAAAUGUAUAAGUGAUUAUAAUAAAUUAAAAUUAGAAAUUGAAAAAGAAAUUGACAAUUUUAAUGCAAAGACACAUAGAGAUUUCUAUAGAGAUUGGGAUAAAAUAAAUACAAAUAUAAUACGAAGAAAUAAUGAAAUAAAUGAUUGUGUUAAAAAAGGACAUAUAUUAAAUGAUUUAUUUGUAGUUGAUACAAUAAAAAGUUUUAGUAUAAGAUGUCCUAAUCGUAAUGCACCUACAUGUAGUAAUAGGUCUCCAUCUCAAGUUAGAAAAUCUCCUGCUUCAAAAAAAACUGUUUCAGAAGAAUCAUGUAAAGCAAGUAAGGGUUGUAAUAAAGAAAUAACAGCAACCGAAUUAGAAAAAGGUAAAUCACAAUCGAUAUCUCCGGAAGUAGACUCUAAAACAGUAAGGUCCCCUGGAGCAGAUCCCAAACACCAACAUCAAAAGAAUUCUAUUAGACAAGAUCAAAGAAAUACAAACAUAAUUUCACAAUUGCAACCGAGCGUUUCGCGUUCUGAUCCGCUUGUUGUAGCUGAAGUCAAAGAGUCUGAACAAAGUGAUAAUGGGGGUUCUACUUCACCUAAUCGAGAAGAAGCUCAUGCACAAACUUUACCAGUCGUAGGACCUUCUAAAGAAAACACAUUUGAAAAUCAUCCAAGAGAUCAACAGUUACAAAGUGCCACUACUGUGGAAUCUGAUUCAGGUGACUCUUCUCAAGUAAGGGAUUCAGAUGAAAAUACUCCUCAAAGUGAAACACUUCGUGACGAAAAAGUUGGUGUUAAUACUACUGAUCAGCAAUCUAAAGUUGUUACAGUUCCUCCAAGAGAUAAUGUUGAUGGCCAAGCUGUUGCUACUAAUACACGUGUUCCUGAAUCUGCUGCUGAAGGAGUUUCCCCAAAUCAGAAUAAUCAUCAAGGAGAUCGUAUUAGUGCAUCAACUGGUAAUUUGAGUUCCCCUAGUGCAGAACUUGAUACAAGAAAUGAUAAUCAUACUGGUAGCGUGACUACUAAUAGUGAACCUUCUCCUGUUGAAACUGCUUGUACUGAAGCAUCUAGUGAUCAAGCAUCUGGAAGUGAAACUCCUUGUUCUAAUAGAGAAGAUAGUGAAUUAUUUAAUGAUAAUGGUAACAUACUAGACAGACUUAAAGAUUUUUUCGAAUCAAUACCAAAUAAUGAACGUGUCAUAAAAACUUCAGCACCCAUAGGAAUUGCUCUAUUAUUGGGCCUUCUUUUUAAAUUCACCCCUUUGUGGAGGGUUCUUACUAAAAAGAAUAGGAAGAAAGGAGCAGUUAUCAAUGAAGAAUUGAAUAGUGUACUACAAGAACCUUCAAUUAUGGAUGACGAAAGAAGUAUCCCAUUUUCAUAUGGUGCUUUUGAAUAUUCAACAUUUGAUCAAAAUGUAUAUUAAAAAAUUGAUCAUUUCUAUAUAUAAUUAAAUAUGCAAUGAAAAUUAAUAUUUUUUUGGUCGUAUAUUUUUAAUUAUAUUUUUUGAUAAUUUUGCGUAGAAAUAUUUGCGUCAUAUUUCAGAAAAUGCAUAAUUUUAAAAAACGUAUAUGGAAAAUAUGGGUUUCAUUAUUGUAAUUAAAGUACAGCCAUAUAAUAACAGUAUAUUUUUUUGUUUAUUUUUAAAUCUUACAUAUUUUCUGAAAUUUUAUAUGAUGAAAGAUUUUUUAUUUAGUACGUAUACAUAUAUUGUAAUUCAAAUGAAUGUAUACUAUUAUAUGUCUGAUUCAAUAUUUUUUUUACAUUAAUCAAAAAUUAAAACAUAAUUAACACUUUUUUGUUCUUAUUUAAACACUAUUAUUUGGUUUUAAACUGAAACUAAAUUAAAAUUUUUUAUAGGACCGUAAAUAUUU